This is a messenger RNA of Dentiscutata heterogama, 204 nucleotides long. Lineage: Eukaryota; Fungi; Glomeromycota; Glomeromycetes; Diversisporales; Gigasporaceae. The record is from the annotation of a GenBank genome assembly.
GAUAUCGAUAUUACUCAGUCACUUCAUGAAAUUAAAAUAAAGGAAUUAAAAAUUGAACUAGAGCAAGUUACACGAAAUUUAUCAUUUAGAGAUAGAUUAAUUUUCUGGUUUCGAUCUAAAAUAAAUAAUCUGAAAGAUAAACUAGAACAGGUCUCUCUAAAACCAGAUUCAUCAUCUAAUGAUUCAAAAACAGGUGGUGAUGCA